Molecule: messenger RNA, 2585 nt
Organism: Bufo bufo (common toad)
Lineage: Eukaryota; Metazoa; Chordata; Amphibia; Anura; Bufonidae
Gene: GALNT2
Product: polypeptide N-acetylgalactosaminyltransferase 2
Exons: 17
Coding region: 164-1906 (580 amino acids)
Cellular component (GO): Golgi apparatus
Source: RefSeq, a predicted model, not a curated record
UCUGGCUGCUUCCUGCUUGCUGGCCUUGUUGCAGACGAGGAGUCGGUGGCAGAAAGAGAGUGGCUGGCGCUGCGGGCGAUUACACGGCACUCGGUGGGCGGAGGAGGAAGCGUGCGCUAGCCUAGGACGCCUGUGGCCGCCUCAAGACGCUGCUCCGGGUACAAUGAGGAGGAAAUCUCGCAUUCUUCUGUGCUUCGCCUUCCUUUGGGUGCUUGGCAUUGCCUACUACAUGUACUCGGGCUCCUCUGUCAACAACCGGAAGGAGGCCUGGAAUGAAAUUGGUGCAAUCAAGAAAAGAGAUCCUCACAGCGUCGGUGAAGACGAGAGAGCUCAAAGUUUGGAAACUCUUCCACCAGAUAAUGCCUUCAAAUCUUUAUUUGAAAAGGGGAAGUUUUCACAAAAAUUUAUAGGUAAGGUUCGGUGGCAAGAUUUUGAUCAAGAAGAAUAUGUUGGAGUCACUGCAGUUCGGCCAGGUCAAGAUGCUUAUGCAAGGAACAAAUUCAAUCAAGUGGAAAGUGACAAAUUACGUAUGGACAGAAGUGUUCCUGAUACAAGACAUGAUCAAUGUCAUAGGAAACAUUGGAGGACUGAUCUACCAUCAACCAGUGUUGUGAUAACGUUUCAUAAUGAGGCCAGGUCUGCAUUACUCCGCACAGUAAUCAGUGUAUUAAAAAAGAGUCCCGUUCCCCUCAUAAAAGAAAUUAUAUUGGUUGAUGAUUACAGUGACAGUGCUGAAGAUGGGGCUUUGCUUGGGAAGAUUGAGAAGGUGCGAGUACUUAGGAAUGACAGACGGGAAGGUCUUAUGCGUUCUCGUGUUAAGGGAGCAGAUGCAGCCCAAUCUAAAGUUCUCACUUUCCUUGAUAGCCACUGUGAAUGUAACGAACACUGGUUGGAGCCCCUCCUUGAGAGAGUUGCUGAGGACAGAACUAGAGUUGUGUCUCCUAUAAUUGAUGUGAUUAAUAUGGACAACUUCCAAUAUGUUGGCGCAUCAGCAGAUUUAAAAGGAGGUUUUGAUUGGAACUUAGUUUUUAAAUGGGAUUAUAUGACUCCAGAGCAAAGACGAGCACGGCAAGGAAACCCGGUAGCAUCAAUCAAAACUCCAAUGAUUGCUGGAGGGUUGUUUGUGAUGGACAAAUCCUACUUUGAAGAAUUGGGGAAAUAUGAUAUGAUGAUGGACGUUUGGGGUGGGGAAAAUUUAGAGAUUUCAUUCCGUGUGUGGCAGUGUGGUGGAAGUCUGGAAAUAAUCCCCUGCAGUAGGGUAGGCCAUGUGUUUCGUAAGCAACAUCCAUACACAUUUCCUGGUGGAAGUGGAACUGUGUUUGCCAGGAACACCAGACGAGCUGCUGAGGUGUGGAUGGAUGAAUACAAGAAUUUCUACUAUGCUGCUGUACCAUCAGCCAGAAAUGUACCAUUUGGAAAUAUUCAAAGUCGUACAGAGCUGAAGAAAAAGCUGGGCUGUAAGCCUUUCAAGUGGUAUUUGGAAAAUGUUUAUCCUGAGCUAAGAGUUCCUGACCAUCAAGAUAUUGCAUUUGGAGCUUUGCAGCAAGGUACAAACUGCCUUGAUACACUUGGUCAUUUUGCAGAUGGAGUUGUUGGUGUUUAUGAGUGCCAUAAUGCUGGCGGCAAUCAGGAAUGGGCUUUAACAAAGGAUAAAUCUGUGAAGCAUAUGGAUCUUUGUCUUACUGUUGUGGAAAGAGCACCAGGUUCACUUAUAAAACUUCAAGGCUGCAGAGAAAAUGACAGCAGACAAAAAUGGGAGCAAAUUGAAAACAACUCCAAAUUGAGGCAUGUCGGAAGUAACUUUUGCCUAGACAGUCGAAAUGCCAAAACCGGUGGUCUAACAGUAGAAGCUUGCAGUCCUUCUUUAUCUCAGCAGUGGAAGUUUUCACUCAAUCUACAACAGUAGAAGUCUCAAAUGUUGGAAUAAUGGGUGGGGGAAUGACCAUAAUUUCAUGGACAUAAAUUAUGAAUGCAUUGCAGAUGUAUAUGUUAAACAUUCUGCGGAUUUAUAUACCUCAGUAUUCCAUCUUGGCUUGGAUUUUAGAAGAACAAUGAGUGUGAGAGAGAUCAAAACAAGGGCCUUCUACAAGUCUGUGUUGUAUGAGAAGUAUUUAAAUGUUGCACAUAGAGGUCCAGCCCCCCAAACAGGAUAAACUGCAGAACUUUCUACUUUAGAAUACGCAGGAAUGGAGGUAUACACUUGAAAAGAUCAAGGAAUGGAACAUCAUAUCUAUCUGUUCGUGUGUGUAAGAAAUAGGUUCCCAUGGACACACAGUUUGUUUGGUUGCUCUUGCUUUUAUUCCCCCAUUUCAAUAUUUCAGCGCUAAAAAGUGUCAAAGUGUUCAUGCAAUGUUUGUUUCAUUUUCUCUUCAUGUCUGUGUUCCUUAAGGGCCCAUCCACAUGUCCGUAGAAUUGGUCUGGAUCCUUUUCGCAACGUUGCGAAACGAAUCCGCACCCAUUCAUUCUCUAUGGGGCCAGAAUAGAUGCGGACAGCACACAAUGUGCUGUCCGCAUCCGCACAUCCGGAGCGUGGCCCCGAUCUUCCGGUCCGCGGCUUCCGAAAAAUAUAGAACAUGUUCUAUUCU